This is a messenger RNA of Ricinus communis (castor bean), 1416 nucleotides long. RefSeq lists its product as uncharacterized. The record is from RefSeq and is a predicted model, not a curated record. Bases 87 to 1148 code for a protein of 353 amino acids. Lineage: Eukaryota; Viridiplantae; Streptophyta; Magnoliopsida; Malpighiales; Euphorbiaceae. The transcript is spliced from 3 exons.
AAAAAACAAAGCCCACCACCUUCUCCUUUCUUCUUCUAUUUCUCUCCUUGCUGUUUUUUCUUCUUUCAUCAAACGCACGAUCGAUCAUGUCUUCUCUUCAACGGAACGCAAGUGAAUUAAAACUAUCAGCACCACCACCGUCCCCUAUUCCAACCGGAAAAGGCUCACGUUCCGCCGCUAACGAAAUCUUAUGCGAAUACCUUGAGAAAACCUUAAACAUCCCUGACCUUUCUCUCCCUGAACCUCACAUUCCGUUAUUACAUGAUGAUAUUGAUACCCCUCCCAAUAUUCCGGAACAAAUCGAUUAUCAAUCACUAGAAUUAGGAGAUUAUGAAACCAUUGAUCGGCUCUUACGGUCCGCUAGGGAAUUCGGUGCCUUCAUGAUCAUUGACCAUGGCAUUUUUUACCAUGAUGACUCAUUGCGAUCGUUGGUUCUUGAGUCUGAUCGGGUUUUCCGUGAUUUAGAACAGGCUGACACUGGAGUCCUCGGUAAUUUCGGCAAUGAGAAUACAGAACAGAUUGCCUGGGUUCGUUCUGGGAAUAAACGAAUGAAAUGCGCGCGGGAUCAUUUCGUGACUGAAAGAUAUCGCAAUUUUAGCGAGAAGAUGGAGACAAUUGCUACCAAACUUGAUGCAAUUGCUGAACUAUUGGGUCAAAUUUUUGUCGAAAACAUAGCUAGAAUGCACUUUGGUAAAAGAAUCCAAGGCAAAGAGUCUGUUCUCAGUUUAUACAGAUACAACAACAACUAUAAAUUGGUACGGAAGCCAUUUUUGCCGAAUGAAAAAAACUGCAAACGUUGUGAUCAUACUUUGUGCCUUCACCUUCCUGCAAGGCGGUCUCGAUUUUUUGUCCAAUCAGCUAGUGGUCCUUUGUCUUUUGAUGCAGGUCCAGACACCAUUGUUGUCAUUGUUGGACAACGAUUUGAGGAAUGGAGCAUGGGGGAUUUCAAGUGUGCCUGUGGUGAAUUAAUCUGUGAGCCACACCUCCAGGGAAACCAAGUUUCUUUCUCUGUAGAGCUUAAAUGCUUGUCCUUAGAUUUAGAUCCUAGCUCCAAUAAAGGUUGUAAAACAAUCAGCAUAAGGGACCAAAUCCUGAUAAUGCUAGUCAUUGUUUUCUUGUACAAAAUUGUUAUGUUUCUAUUUUCAUAAUCUGCAGCAAGAGUAGGAAGCCGGUCCAGAAUUUGAUAGGGAGAUGAUAAAGCUUUUAUUUGGUGAUAGUUAGGUGCAACUUUUGUUGGAAAUUUUUAAUUUCUUUACACACGUCUGUUUGAUGUACAGUUUGGAAUGCAUUGUAUGAAAAGGUGCAAGUUUGAUGUGAGAAAUGUUAUAGCACAAAUUUAUUAUUUGCAAAAAUUAAACUAAAGAAAAGCAAUGUAAUACCACUUGAUUUCUGAAUAAAUGAGCCUGUCUCCACCUA